Molecule: messenger RNA, 1247 nt
Organism: Priapulus caudatus
Lineage: Eukaryota; Metazoa; Priapulida; Priapulimorpha; Priapulimorphida; Priapulidae
Product: glycine-rich cell wall structural protein-like
Exons: 3
Source: RefSeq, a predicted model, not a curated record
CAGGGUUGAGUACGCACUGUCACCGAAACUUGCUCACGAGUAGUUCAACGACGGCAGUUCUUCUUAUUCGACGAUCAUGAAGACAUCGCUGUGCAUCCUUCUGACCGCGCUCGGGCUGGUCUGCGGGCAGAACGCUGGCUCGUACCAGUACAGCAGCGGUCCCGCGCAGUCCUACUCCUACAGCAGCCGCAGCAGCGGAGGCAGUAGCGGGGGCAGCGGAGGCGGCGGAGGCGGCUUCGGCCUCGGAGGAGCUGGCGGAGGAUUCGGAGGAGCUGGCGGAGGAAUCAGAGCAGGCGGUGCAGGCGGCGGUCAACGGGUCGUCUUCAGCCGUAAAGUUUCUUCCUCAUCCAGCGGUGGUGAUGGAGGUUUCGCUCUCGGAGGAGCUGAUGGAGGUCAGGGCUUCCAGUUCACCUCUUCAUCUGGCGGCGCGGGAGGACAGGGCGCCGGCGGCGGCGGUACCGUCGUCCAGAGGACGGUCACCACGGAGGAGUUUGGUGGAGGCGAGGGAGGCAACGCUGGUGGCUUUGUCGGUGUUGGCGGUGUAGGUGGCGCUAACAUCGCCGCUCAGGGAGGUCAGGGAUUCCAAUUCAGCUCUUCAUCCGGAGGCGGGGGAGGACAGGGCGUUGGCGGCGGCCGUACCGUCGUCCAGAGGACCGAGACCGAAUUCGGUGGCGGAGAGGGAGGCAACGCUGGCGGUUUUACGACCAUGAAGACAUCGCUGUGCAUCCUCCUGGCCGCGCUCGGGCUGGUCUGCGGGCAGGGAGAGGUCGCCUACCAGACCAUCAGGGGUCCCACGCAGUCCUACUCCUACAGCAGCCGCAGCAGCGGGGGCCUCGGAGAAGCUGGCGGAGGAUUCGGAGCAGGCGGUGCAGGCGGCGGUCAACGGGUCGUCUUCAGCCGUAAAGUCUCCAGCGGCGGUGAUGGAGGUUUCGCUCUCGGAGGCGGUGAGGGCGGUCAGGGCUUUCAGUUCAGCUCUUCAGCCGGCGGCGCGGGAGGACAGGGAGGAGGAUUUGGAGCAGGCGGUGCAGGCGGCGGUCAACGGGUCGUCUUCAGCCGUAAAGUCUCUUCCUCAUCCAGCGGUGGUGAUGGAGGUUUCGCUCAAGGAGGAGGUGAUGGAGGUUUCGCUCUCGGAGGCGGCGAGGGAGGUCAAGGGUUCCAGUUCAGCUCUUCAUCCGGCGGCGCAGGAGGAGCUGGCGGAGGAUUCGGAGCAGGCGGUGCAGGCGGCGGUCAACGGGUCGUCUUCAGCC